ACUCCACACCACAUCUUAGCGGAAUAAUUUCGAUAAUCUACUAGGAGUAUUUACUUCCCAAGUCAAUGGAGUCGCAAUCGCGCAGUCCUUUGCUUGGCGGAGAUGGAGAUGGGAAGAGCACUGCUGUUCUUGUUCUCAGCACCUUUGUGGCUGUGUCCGGAUCCUAUGUCUUCGGUUGUGCUGUGGGAUUUUCAUCUCCUGCUCAAUCUGGCAUUCUCCGCGAUCUUGCCCUCUCAUUAUCACAGUAUUCGCUGUUUGGCUCAAUAUCAACCAUUGGAGCUAUGUUAGGAGCGGUAUUGAGUGGGAAGAUAGCUGAUCUCCUCGGCAGGAAAGGCGCAAUGUGGUUUGCUGAGUUGUUCAAUCUUUUCGGGUGGCUUGCGAUAGCCUUCUCUAAGAAUGCUUGGUGGCUUGAUAUCGGGAGGCUGUCAACGGGAUUUGGGAUUGGACUUCUUUCAUAUGUGGUACCUGUAUAUAUAGCAGAAAUCACGCCUAAGAAUCUCCGAGGAGCAUUUACAGCUGUUAAUCAGUUGAUGAUAUGUUGUGGUGUCUCCGUAAUGUUUCUUGUUGGUAAUGUCAUCAACUGGCGUCUCUUGGCUUUAACAGGGACUAUUCCAUGCCUUGUACAGCUCGUGGGCCUCUUUUUCGUGCCAGAGUCUCCUCGGUGGCUGGCUAAGGUUGGUAAGUGGGAAGGCAGUGAAGCAUCUUUGCUACACCUUAGAGGGAAGAAGGCUGAUAUUUUCGAAGAAGCAGCUGAAAUCAGAGAUUAUACUAGAUCCCUCGAACAACUGAAGGAAUCCGGCCUAAUAGACCUGUUUCAACGAAAAUAUGCCCACUCGCUUAUAGUUGGAGUAGGGCUAAUGGUUCUGCAACAAUUUGGAGGGGUCAACGCAAUCGCCUACUAUGCAAAUGCUAUAUUUUCAUCAGCAGGUUUUUCAGAUAAAGUAGGAACAACAGCAAUGGUUAUUGUUCAGGUCCCGCUUACUGUUUUGGGGACACUCUUGAUGGAUAAGUCUGGACGGCGCCCACUACUCCUGGUCUCUGUAGCAGGAACUUUCUUGGGCUGCUUGACUAUUGCAUUAUCAUUCCUGUUACAGGACCUUAAGCUGUGGGAUUCAAGCCCCUUUCUUGCACUUGUUGGUGUCUUGAUAUUUGGAGGUUCGUUCUCCUUGGGAAUGGGAGGCAUCCCCUGGGUCCUGAUGUCCGAGAUAUUUCCGAUAAAUGUGAAGGGAGUAGCAGGAAGCAUGGUGACAGUGGUGAACUGGUUGGGUUCAUGGAUCAUUACAUAUUCAUUCAACUUUCUAGCAGAGUGGAGCUCAGCAGGCACGUUUUUUAUGUUCGCAGGUGUGUGCGGUCUCACUAUCAUCUUCAUUGUGAAGCUGGUACCGGAGACCAAAGGUCGCACGCUCGAAGAAAUACAAGAGUCUAUGCUCGCCUUCAACUAGUUACAACUAUGAAAUCAUACCACACAAUCUUAUUUGUUUGUGUUUCAAGUACAAUUUGUAUGGAGUAAACGUUCAUUAUCCCAUUUGUUUUCUUAUUAAAAGUAAAACUAGACAAAUCAAAA
Messenger RNA from Salvia hispanica, 1564 nucleotides. Its product is annotated as sugar transporter ERD6-like 5. Gene Ontology annotation, biological process: transmembrane transport; carbohydrate transport. Gene Ontology annotation, molecular function: sugar transmembrane transporter activity. The record is from RefSeq and is a predicted model, not a curated record. Gene Ontology annotation, cellular component: membrane. Lineage: Eukaryota; Viridiplantae; Streptophyta; Magnoliopsida; Lamiales; Lamiaceae.